Drosophila busckii is the source of this 1405-nucleotide messenger RNA. Its product is annotated as gastrula zinc finger protein XlCGF17.1. Gene Ontology annotation, molecular function: zinc ion binding; RNA polymerase II cis-regulatory region sequence-specific DNA binding; DNA-binding transcription factor activity, RNA polymerase II-specific. The record is from RefSeq and is a predicted model, not a curated record. Gene Ontology annotation, biological process: regulation of transcription by RNA polymerase II. The transcript is spliced from 2 exons. The coding region runs from base 61 to 1269 and encodes 402 amino acids. NCBI's taxonomy places the organism in Eukaryota, Metazoa, Arthropoda, Insecta, Diptera, Drosophilidae. Gene Ontology annotation, cellular component: nucleus.
GUCGCAUUCGGACGUCCAUCAACGCUCCACCGCGCACCGAGCGUUACCGUACAAAGUAUUAUGUUCCCGCUGCUGCAUCAAUUGCCAAUCGAGGCCGUCGCCACCGCCGUUGUUUGUCGCUGUUGUCUGCUGGAGCAGCCGAGACUGUGCCACAGCUUUCGCGACAACCAGGCGCUCAGCCAGCAGCUGCUCAUCCUGGCGCCCAGUCUGCGCAUCGUGCCCAGCGAUAUGAUUUGCGAUCCUUGCCUGCAGAGUUUGCAUGACGCGCUCGAGUUCCGCCAGCGCUGUGAGAACUCCGAGCGUAUUCUGCGUGCGCGUCUCGAGCAGGAGCUGGACGAUGCUCUGGAGUGCCUGGAGCGUGAGGUGAGCUGCCUGGAGAAGCAAAAAGCGAAUUCUGCACAGGCAUCAGCAGAAGGUGCACUAGUGGAUCUGGUUGAUUUUGGCAGCUUGGAUCUAUCGGAUACAUUUGAAGAGUUUAGCGAUACACAACUGCUCGAGUGUUCGAGUUCCUGGAAUAUGAGCAUUUUAAAUACACCUGAGCAUCGGAUGGAUACUCAGGAGCCUAGCCUAGAUGAUUAUCGACGAGAGCAAGCGGCAGUUGAUAAGCCGAAACCCAAACGCAAGCGCACGCCCCGCAAGACGCCCACAGCCGCGAAGGCGCGCUCAAGGACCCCCAAGUCCUUGCGUCCCUGCACUGAGUGCGAGAAGAAGUUCACGCGCAACUUUCAGCUCAAGCUGCACAUGAUCUCGGUGCAUGGCUUAGGCGAUGGCAUGCGCUAUCGCUGCGAGGUGUGUGCGAAGAGUUUCGCCUCGCUGCACAGUCUGCGGUAUCAUGUGACCUCGCUGCACUCCACGGAGCGUCCGUUUGUCUGCGAAAUCUGCGAUCGUCGCUUUGUGCUGCGCACCCAGUUGGUCUCCCACGCUCGCAUGCACACGGGCGAGCCGAAGCCGCGCAUCUUUCCCUGCCCCGAGUGCUCCAAGACGUGGCCCACCAAGUCGGAUCUGCGCACACAUAUGCGCUCCCAUGAUCCCGACAUGUCCAAGCGCCCCUACAAGUGCGACAGAUGCGAGAAGGCCUUCUUCACGCGCGGACACCUCAACUCCCACCAUCUGGUGCAUACGGGUGAGAAGCCCUACGCUUGUCGCUACUGCGACAAGUCCUAUCAGAGCGUGGGGAAUCUCAACAAUCAUAUGACGCGACUGCAUGCCAACAAAAUGGAGUCCGAGCUGGAGUCAAAGUACACAUAUCCCUUGGACAUUGAGAGCUGAUGGACAUUGAGGUCUCAUUCAGGUAUUAGUCACAGUUGCAAUGCCCUCAAAUCAUAAUCGAUUCAGAAACGAAUAUUGCACAUUACAUAUAAAAACUUAACACUUAGUAUUUAUCAAAUAUAACAAAAAUAAUAAA